AUGCCAGAGAACGGCAAGGACGUCAAGUCCGAAGCGCAAGAGGACAAGGAGAAGCCUGAGAAGCCCGAGAACAAUGGCGGCCAUGCCCACUCGGCAAAGAGCCCCAAGAAGCGCCGUAAAGUGAAUCACGCUUGCGUCUACUGCCGGCGAUCUGAACGACCGUGUACGCGAUGCAUCAAGCGCAAUAUCGGCCACCUCUGCCACGACGAGCCGCGCGAUCCCGACUCCAAGAAGGCCAAGAGCUCGCACGCCCCCUCCGCCGCUGACGAGUCCGAGACGACACAAUCCGAGCUCGCGCGAGGCUCCAUAGACCAAUCCGCGGCCGGGUCCAUGGGCCCGCCGCCUCCUUUCGACAGAAAAUCGUCUGCUUUUGGCGCUGCCGUCUUGGGCCAGGGGAACCCGCUGCACCUCGUGUCACCGGGCUCUGUCUCUGGCAUGCCGGGGAACGGCAGCAACAUGAACCAAUUCGCUGGAUUUUCCGACGCCUGGUUGACGGCCCAGAACCACUACCACGACAUGCAGAGCUACCACCCCAACUACAUGAUCGCCCCUGAGGUCACGCAUGAGUUCAACCUGCUGAACGACUUUUUGCAAACGAGCCUGCUCGAUGACGGCGGCAUUCUCUCCGACGAGUCCCAGAACAGCCCCGCGUUCAGCAGGACAGCGGGCGCCAACGACAUGCUGCCGACCUUUGGAAACCACAACAACAGGGCCGGUGCCGCCGGCAACAGUGCGCUCUCGCAAAUGCUGCCGCCGCAGAAUCCCGAGCCGGGAAAGGCGAUAGCGCGGCCCGGCAGCGUCAUCCAAGGCGACAAGGACAAGGCGCGCGAGUACUACCUCCAGGCGGCCGACCCGUCAGGCAAUGACACCCCCGAAGAGCGCAUGGACCGUGUGCUCAAGGCCAAGUACGAAGCUGGGCUGCUGAAGCCGUUCAAUUACGUCAAGGGAUACGCGCGGCUCGGCACCUACCUGGACAGCCAUAUUGCGCCGUCAUCGAAGCAGAAGAUCCUACGAACCAUUGACCGAUUCCGACCCAAGUUCCGCGAAAAGGCGCAGGCUCUGACCGACAUGGAGCUUCUCUAUGUAGAGAUGUGGUUUGAGAAGCAGCUCAUGGAGUACGACCGUGUGUUUGCCAGUAUGGCUGUCCCGGCGUGCUGCUGGAGGAGAACCGGCGAGAUCUUCAGGGGCAAUAAUGAGAUGGCGGAGCUCUUGCACGUCCCAGUCGAGAACCUGCGAGAUGGCAAGAUCUCUCUACACGAGAUACUGACGGAAGAGUCUCUCGUCCGGUACUGGGAAGAAUUCGGAACCAUCGCUUUCGACCCCGCCCACGACACGCUGCUCACGGCCUGCACGCUCAAGAACCCAGACGACAAGGCGACUGAUCCGGUGGUACACUGCUGCUUUUCAUUCAUGAUUCAACGAGACAAUCACAAGAUCCCCACCCUCAUCAUUGGCAAUUUCUUGCCCAACGAUCCUGCUCGGCCGUAA
Molecule: messenger RNA, 1488 nt
Organism: Colletotrichum spaethianum
Lineage: Eukaryota; Fungi; Ascomycota; Sordariomycetes; Glomerellales; Glomerellaceae
Product: zinc finger BED domain-containing protein RICESLEEPER 2
Exons: 6
Coding region: 1-1488 (495 amino acids)
Biological process (GO): regulation of DNA-templated transcription
Cellular component (GO): nucleus
Molecular function (GO): zinc ion binding; DNA-binding transcription factor activity, RNA polymerase II-specific; RNA polymerase II transcription regulatory region sequence-specific DNA binding
Source: RefSeq, a predicted model, not a curated record